Messenger RNA from Maniola jurtina (meadow brown), 805 nucleotides. Its product is annotated as protein lethal(2)essential for life-like. Gene Ontology annotation, biological process: response to heat; protein refolding. Gene Ontology annotation, molecular function: protein folding chaperone. Bases 151 to 687 code for a protein of 178 amino acids. NCBI's taxonomy places the organism in Eukaryota, Metazoa, Arthropoda, Insecta, Lepidoptera, Nymphalidae. The transcript has a single exon. The record is from RefSeq and is a predicted model, not a curated record.
AUAUAAACGCGAGCGAGCGCGCCUGUUUCAAGUAUUUGAAUUGAGCUAACGAAGCGUUCACACUGCGAGUUUCGAGUGACUUAAAAGUUUCAAAGUUUUGAACUUCGAGGUUUAUUUUCGUGUUUGAGUGAUCAGUAAAUUAGAAGAAAAAUGUCUCUCCUACCAUACGUCUUCGGGUACAACUGGCCACGCUACCGUCCACGCCGUCUUCUAGACCAAGAUUUCGGUCUAGCCAUCACUCCAGACGACAUGUUAACAGUUGCCGCCGUUCCUAUGAUCUCCGAAAACUACUUGCGACCGUGGCAACAGCUGGCGAACGUUGCACGCGAAGUUGGAUCCAAUAUCAAGGCAGAUAAGGACAAAUUUCAAGUGAAUUUGGAUGUUCAACAUUUCGCUCCUGAAGAAAUAAGCGUGAAGACAGCCGACGGUUAUAUUAUUGUGGAAGGAAACCAUGAAGAGAAGAAGGAUGAACAUGGAUAUAUUUCUAGAAAAUUCGUACGCAGAUACGCUCUUCCCGAUGGCUGCAACCCUGAAACAGUUCAAUCUAAGCUUUCCUCCGAUGGUGUUUUGACUGUGAUCGCGCCAAGAAAACCAUCCGCUAUCAAAAAUGAAAGACCCAUUCCGAUCCAGCAAACAGGCCCCGUUCACAAGGAAAUCAAAGAAGACACAAUAGCACAAAAGAAGUAAUUUUUUUUUUGUUUUUUUUUUUUUUAAUUUAAUUCACUGCCGCUAUGAAACUUAUGAGACUGAUUGUUGUAUUUUUAAGUUUUACUGCUAAAUAAACUUAAUUUAAGUUCCUGAAAUA